Molecule: messenger RNA, 927 nt
Organism: Colletotrichum graminicola M1.001
Lineage: Eukaryota; Fungi; Ascomycota; Sordariomycetes; Glomerellales; Glomerellaceae
Exons: 3
Coding region: 1-927 (308 amino acids)
Biological process (GO): dephosphorylation
Molecular function (GO): phosphoprotein phosphatase activity
Source: RefSeq, a predicted model, not a curated record
AUGCCUCUUGAGCCGACAAUGGAGAUAGGUAGUCCCCCAUCCCCGCCGUUCAUUGAGGUUGAUGGACUGCCAAACUUCCGUGACUGUGGCGGCUAUCCUGUCGCUCAAAAAGCAGACACAAUCGUCCGGAGGGGCGUUUUGUACCGGUCAGCAGACCCUUCACGGAUUUCCGAAAGGGGCAUCGCCCAGUUACGAGCCCUCGACAUCACCAAGGUCUUUGACCUCCGCUCGCACGGCGAAAUUUCGGAAAGCACGAAGAACGGAUGGGGCCAAAUCAGAGAAUGGGAUUCCGCCCUGCGAAUUCCAGCAUCCGUCUUCACCGACAGCGACUUGGCAAGUGGUCAAAGGGCCAAGCGAGACGCAUAUCUGAGGGAGGAAGGACACCAGGGGUUCGUGAACUAUUACCGAGAUGUUCUCGCCUCUGCCACCUCCCAUGAGAACGAAUUCGAGCCCCUCCGCCAGAUUCUGCGGUACUUUUCCGAAACUCCGGCAACCCAGCUCAGGCCAAUCCUUAUUCACUGCUCGCUCGGGAAAGACAGGACAGGGGUCAUUUGUGCCCUGAUACUGAGCCUCUGUGGCGUCGAUGACUCCAUCGUUGCUCACGAAUACGCAAUAACCGUCCUGGGUCUUCGGGAGAAGGUGGCGGCCAUAAUAGCAGAAAUCCAUCCUGAUGGGACCGGAAUGACAGAGGUUGAAACCCGGUUUUUCGGUUCCAAAAAAGAGUCUAUGCAAUGUUUUCUAGAGCAGCUCCGCCAGAACGGCGGCGUGGAGCAGUACAUUGAAGACAGUGGAAUAUUGACAGAUUACCAGGUGAAGCAGCUGCAGCAGAAUCUCACUGUUAGGCUACUGGAAGGCGAAGAGCCCCUAGAUUGGAGACGGCACGCUGAGAUGUUAGAGCAGUUCUUAAACACAGCACCUUCAAGUUAA